Messenger RNA from Cephus cinctus (wheat stem sawfly), 6219 nucleotides. RefSeq names its product C-Maf-inducing protein. The record is from RefSeq and is a predicted model, not a curated record. The transcript is spliced from 8 exons. The coding region runs from base 2296 to 5328 and encodes 1010 amino acids. NCBI's taxonomy places the organism in Eukaryota, Metazoa, Arthropoda, Insecta, Hymenoptera, Cephidae.
GUCUCGCGGUUACAGUUGCGCGUCUGGCGUGUUAGCGAGCAGUACUCCUACCUUGGAUGAAAGCUCAGCAAAGCGCGACUGUCUAUCUCGUCGAUAAAAGGCAUCCAGUGUCCUGAGUGUAUCUCGGAAUUAGAAACCGAAAUAGUGAAGGGAUUGGUGUAAGGGGAUGAGCGGGGGAAUGGCAAAAUUACGUAAGACCGUAUAAUACAGGGGUUGAAUGUUACUGGAGCGUGGUGUUCAUAUGGUGACCGUGUUAAGGGUGGCUGCGUGCAUCAGUAAAUUAUGUACCUGAAACGUAGAAGAGUUUUAAACAGUAAAUAAGUGAGUGCGAAUUUUAUUUAUGAAACGUUUAACUCCGCGCGAGAGUGUCAGAAUUAAAGGAUAGCAAGAGACAUAAAUAAACGACGUGGUGAAAGUGACUAAAGUUAAUUGGCCAGUACGUAUAUUUAGGUAGGUUGCGCACGAUUUGCCGGUCAGUGCGGGUUAAAAGUCGUAGUCGAAUGUCGUACUGUGGGGCUACGCCAAUUAGAAUGACCACGAACUCGUUUAUAUAUAGAAUCGAUAGUAGGUAACGUUCUGGUGCCUCCGCCUUCUUGAGACUCUGAGUCCCUCUUGUUACCCCUCAGCAAUCCCAAAAAUUUAACGCACAUUUAUAAAUAUCGCCGUAGCCACAUCUUUAAGCGCGGACUGGCAUCGUCGUUUGACGUAAAUCCAACGAUACGGUGAAAACAACUCACUGCCUCAUUUAAAUAUUACAAUUAGGAUACCGUCGUCGAACGGUGCUCCAGCUGCGUGUCGAUGUAAUUAUCCAUGACUAUUGUAUUGUACGCGGGAAUGCACGCCGACGGACUGCGCAUGCGCGUUCACUCGCAUUAUUGUUAUUUGCCGUGCACGCGAUAACGCAAGAUCGUAUUAGACUUUUGUAUCGAUAACUGAGAACAUCUCUUGUUUUUCAGUAGGGAUUUCGUUUGCCCUGAGCUUUCUUACCUGUCACAUCUUGGUUAUCCCUACCAUCGAAGGAGCUAUGAGAAACGUUCUUCUGAACUUGCUGGCUCUAAAUUGGAGAAAAGUUUAAUAACUGCAAGGCAAUAAAGGGAGAAGAAACGUUGGAGAUUGGUGAAGAAACUUGGGGAGGAACUACCUAAAUAAUAUUAAAUCCAAUAAGACUCUGUUUGUUUGGUUCUUAACCUAAGCAUGAAGGUACGCCGGUCGUAUGAAGAAUAUCCUCCUGGUUAUCAAGGGCGAGAAUUCUUCUCAGGAUUGUUAUUGUGGGUGGCCGUUCCGGUUGGUGUACCGACGCCUCAAUUAUUCUCAUUAUUCUCAUCCUGGUCGUCGUGAAUGUCGCCAAGAAGAAUUUUGACACCAAGGGACGCGGCUCAAUUGUAAAGAUCUCACCGUUGAGUAUUCGCUAGUAGAUUUCAAUUGGUUCGUUGCUCUGUACUGCUGAUAUAUGAGUAUAUAUGUGGUGUUUGGUGUAUGCGCGCGUGCGAGUGUAUAUAUUCAUACACAUAUAUAACUGUGGCUCUCGCGUGUAAUAAUCCCGACCAACGAAUACGUUCGCGACUCGCAUCGAUCGGACGGACGCCAAGCGCCGCGACGCCCUCUCCUCGCUCCACCUGCUUGUCAGACUAUUACGCGUCACGUCAGAAACACACCUCGAAAUAUUCUCGAAUUCGAGAUCGUAAUUUCUUUGCCACCACCGCAACGACCGAGUUGUCUUUAUCCGUCCUUAAGGUACGACGCUCACCCUGGACUUUGCGACGUCAUCGUCAAUGGCUUAGUUACCAGUGGGGAGAAACGGAACAAAGAAAUUGAGAAACGUGCCGGGAAAUUGUAGUGAAGUUACGAACGUCUCUGUACCCUCGACGUCAUCAGGCCAUACGCGUUGAAUACGCGGCCGUACGUGUAAAUUGUGCCGUGUCCAUCGUCAUGUAAAUUCGUCUAAUCGCCAGUCGAGGCGGCGACGUCGAAAAUGUGUCGCGACACGACGCAGAGGGUUCGCAAAAAAUGAUAUGGUGAAAUACAAGGUGCUGUUUGUGAGAUCAUCAGUAGUUGAAAGGAGGAUAACAGAAGAUCCAGUGAUAGUGUCUUACGCGGUAGACAAAUUCUUUGUAAAAGACGCCGUCGGCUGGAGGAAUCGUCCGCAUUGAACUUCUCGUUGUAAUUAUCUUGAAUUUUAAACGUCGUCGGCGUCAGGACUUCCCUGGUGGCCUCCACGAGCUAGAAAGAAGCUUCGAAAGGACUGUACUACGGGGAGAAGGAGAAAAGGAAUUACCUAAAGAGGGUUCAAAAUCCAUGAAAAUGUUUUGCUUCCAAAGUCCUUUUGCACGCGCAUCUAGAGGAGUAGUACCACCCCCGCCACUCUCGACCCAGGCUACCACGACCUCAUCAGACCUGAGGAGAAGAGGCUCCGAAGCGACCAGUGAGGGAUCCGGAUCUUCCUCCAUCAGAUUUAUCGAUCAGGAACUCUCCAUGUCUGGGGGUAGUAGCACUGACACUCUACCUGGUAUCCGUGCAGAUUAUCUGGAGACAGAUCCGUUAUCACCUGGUCCAGAUUCAAUCAUACCAGAAACGCCCUCUGCGAAAGAUACCUGGAUUCUUGUGAACGGUGUCUCCGAUGAUACUAACGAUGGUAUCACCCUAUCGACUAUUGAUAACAAACUGGACGGUGCCUACGUUGCUUCCCGCACGCAGGUGUCACCGUCACAAAAAGCACCAGCAUCCAGGUGGAGACGAAAGCUUCUCCUCAGAUUAAGAUCGACAGACUCAUCCGCAUCCAGCACCGGAGAAACGUCGUCCCCGUCACCUUCGCCGGCUAGCGAUUCGACGCCCUCUUCCGCCAGGAAUCAGAACGGUCCACAUCGACACGGUACCGCCUCUUCCGCGCCGUUUGUUUCGCCGCUCGCGCUGCAGCAGGGGGAACCAACCGAUAGUGGCGACGUGCUGGAAGCUCAGUCGCGCGAGGUCUUCGCCUCGGUCAACGACAUCCCUUCGUUCGAGAACGGCUUUAGCGAUCUUGACGAAGAUCCUAAUCAGGAAACCGAGACCGAGGAAGGCUCCUUACCGUCGAGUCCAGCCGCCGCUGUUGGCCUUGUACCAAGUGUUCCCUAUUACGGAUUCCUUUCGGCUAACGGAUCCAUGCGUCAGGAGACCACUAGUACGAGCUCGCCGCAGCUGUCCUCCGGCACCAGUCCUAGAUCCAGUGCCGAGUCUCCGCCGGAGCCCGAGGCGGGCUCCUUUGCCGAAGAUACACCGGUUAAUGUAAAUCUACAACCUCAGCCAUUGGAAACGACAUGUCUACCUGCUGCGAGAUCAUGUCCCAACCUAGAACGUCAAAGCGCCGGGUGUUCAUCCGCUAGUGGAUCCUCCAGUCCAAGUCCAAGUCCAGGACCAGCUGGACCUAGAUUCAAACCUCUCGAAGAAGGUGACAUUCAGGUCUGCUAUCUCAAUCACACCAGGACUCUUGUCAGCAAGAUCCUGUCCAGCAAGUUUCUCAGACGUUGGGAGACACAUCAUUUGUAUCUCAACGAUGCCUGUCUAUCCUCCAAGACGCUUACAGGAUUUCUUCAGCAGCCAGUACCGUACAGUAGUAUGUCCGAGGUGUAUACCGUAGCAAGAUGGGACCCUACAUACAAGUAUUGUUUAAGGAUCGUUCUACCGGAUGGCUCUCUACUUCUCCAAGCCAGCAAUGCCUACACGAGAGAUCAGUGGUAUCAUUCUAUAUUAUGGAAGAAGAGCAUCUUCAAGUAUCAACAUCUGGUAUCAUCCAACACCAGGGACGAAAUUGUUCUGAGAGAAUUGAAGACAAUGGUAGACUUUGCACUGUGGACGCCUUUGCAAGAUGAGCGAGUAGCUGGAGCACCUUUGGAAGCGGUGGCGAAGCUUCUGGAGGAUCCAGUACCGGAUGAUGAAUCAAGUAAGAUCAGUAACGAGGAACGUGAAACAGAGGAUAGAAGCUGGGCAGAAGCUGUUCUCGCGGUGGCAGCGCCUCUAUUGGAAAAAGCAGCACCACCUCCCGCCCUGGCCAGAGCCUUGGCACGGCUAGCUCAAAGACAUCCGAAGUCUCCCCUGGUCUUGGCUCAAUGCCCAGCGAUCACUAGGUGCCUCAAGCACACCGUUGACUUUGGAAAGUCGCCGGACAUGAGGAAACUCCUUCAGGUCUUCAUUGCUGCUUUGCAUGAGAAUAAUGACGGCGAGCAAGCAAUCAGGGAUUACAUUGCUUCCGUACAUGGACCAGGCAGCGAUUGUCCACAUCCUAGAGUCUUACCUAAUCUCGUGUCCAUUUGCGUAGCAGCCAUAUUUCAUAGAUUCGAAGUGUCCAAUCGUACACCGCCUAGCGAGGAUCAGCCUACGAGUUUGCCGCCAUUGCGAUGUUAUCUUUUAGUUUUAAAUGUCGCUUCUGAAUACGCAGACUGGAGGCCAGGACUUGGUGCUUUGCUUCAACCAGUACCAUUCCCAGAGGAGGCGUUGGCUGAUAAGGAAGUUCAGGAAACUAUACUGUUAUGUGCCAUGCAGCGUUUAGCUAAGGACCCCAGAUGUUCCGUUCAUAGGGUCUUGUUGCCAGUCAGAGAGCCACGACCUGGCUGGAUUCAUAUAGUGGCGCCCUCCAGUCCAGCCUGUCCUGAUCAGGGUCAACUGUUUGGCGAGAUGCUUACUACUCUUCUGGCGUGCUGCUGCCGGAGGAAGAGGUUCAUUGGCUCCUUGAUGAAGCAAGCUGGCGGAGCUUGUGUACUUUUGGGAGUCAGGGAUUGCGAUGCUGCUCAAGAAGCACUUUGUCUAAUGCUUGAGUGGCGUCUCUUGCCGAACGAGGAGGCUCGACUCCAGGUUGUCUCGGCUCUUCAGUCCACGCCAUCCGGACGCAAUCGUUACGCCGAUCUCUGUCAAAGACAGAGAAACUUACAAGAGCUAAAAGGUGGACCCAGGAAGUUGACUUUGCCAGUACGUGCGACAGACGCCGACGUCGCUCUGCUCCUGGGUGGCGGUGCACUUGGAAAUUUGGAAUGUCUCAGUCUGGCUUUUACGUCCGUGACUUCCGCCUGUGCCGAGCAGCUCAUUAAGCUGCCCGCUCUGAGAUACCUAAAUCUUUGGGCCACACAAUUCGGCGAUGCCGGCCUACAGAUGAUAAGCGAGCACCUACAGAAGCUGCAGGUUUUAAAUCUCUGUGAAACGCCGGUUUCCGACAAAGGAAUAUCUACUCUGGCCUCACUCACCAGCCUAAGAAAAUUGAACCUGAACAGCACGAAACUCUCGGCUCAGACAUUCGAAUCGUUGAAGAAGAGAUUACCCGCACUGCAAGAAUUUGACGUUCGAUAUACGGAGGCUUGGUGACCCUUCUCGUUGACGGUUGUGACGUCGUCAGGCUCCUCGACGCGACGACGGAGGGACAACGUUAAGGCGGUUGGAUACUCAUAGUCAGGAUCGCUAUCAAGCGAGUUUAACGUAUCAUGAUGUAAAUUUAUAUCCUCAGUUGGUGGAGCUCAUUUCUCUCGCGUAUUCAUAUCGGGUAGGUUUGACUUUCGAUGGUGUAGUUCGAUACCGGUAAUGAAGUUUUCACUUAUUACUUGUCAGUAAAAUUUCAAUUAUUCAACGGUGAUUAUAUUCCACGUAGAACAUUAUCGUAAUAUCCGCGAGGGAAUUGUGGUUCGUUUACUUUAUUUUCUAUUUUUUUUUUAUUUUUUUUUUUUACGUGCUCAGUAUAAGUAGGUACUGCGAAUUGCCUCUGUCCUCUGAUUGACACUUUGAGACGGAGGGUGCCCAACUGCCUUAAACUGAAUUCUGAGCAACCACUGCCACAUCACGGUAACUCUAGUAUAAUGACAGUUGGCAUCAGACGUUAGUACAACAUCCCAAAUAUUCGAGCGACUACACGCUUAGUGUAUAUAGUUAAGUAGGAAUUAAGCAGAUUAAAAACUAUUAAUUUAUUGUAGGUAGGCCGUAUUUAUAUAUCACGUGAAUAAUACGAUAAACGAAUAGGCUAGGAGAUUUACGGAAAUUGUAUAACACGAUUUAAAGUGAAUUUGAGAGAUAGUAGUUAUAAACUACGGAUUAUAAUACCUAAAGAUAGGACGACUGAUUCAUUACAUUAUUUCAAUAUUGUAAAGCUGCAAGGGAGCAAGCAUUGUAAGAAGACUGUUUACGUCAAUUUCAAUAAGGAAAUAUUAAAUAGCAAAUUAUAAUAAUUUAUUAAUUAAUGGUAACAAUAAAUUCACUUUAAUACCA